AUGAUGAUGAUGAGAAGUAGACUCAGGUCUCUCACCUUCCUUCCUUAUGAAGUCCUCUUUGACAUCUUACUUCGCUUGGACGUUAAGUCCAUCUGUUACCUUCGUCUUGUAUCCAAGUAUAUCAACUGGUUAACCAGAAGCCCUAACUUCAUCAAAGCCCAUCGUCUUAAACCCAAACCUGAACUCAUCAUCCAAGCUCCUGGUGUCACCUUUGACCCUAAAAGAAAAAUCAAGGAUGACCCAUUCUUCUUCUUCAACCUCUCUAAUGAAACCAGAACCUACUUCAAAGGUCACCCUUUGACUUGCUUCCACUAUAUCCGUGUAGCUUCUUCUCUACACGGCCUUCUCCUCCUUGAAGAGUCCUUCCCUUCAACUUACUUCAGACACUAUAUUCUGAACCCUGCAACAGGUGAGAUCAAACAGUUACCACCCAUUGAGCUAGGGUUCUUCGAUGAUACAAACCAUCUCUGCGCCUUAGGUUAUCACUCUGGAACAGGAGAAUACAAGGUGAUGUGUUUGGUCUCUCGUUUUUUUGAGCUUGAGAACCGGAGACACAUAGUGUGUGAAGUGUUUACUAUAGGGAAAGAUGACCAAUGGAGGACGGCCAGAAACCGUCCUCCACAUUCUUACUGUGAUGGGCCGCGUAGGUAUCCACCUGUUCUCGGGAAUGAUUCACUUCACUACGUAGCGCAUUGUAGCAGCCAACGGUAUGAGCAAUGGAGACGAAAGCAGCCUAGAGCUGCUUCUCCUAACUACUUCGAUGGGUUCAUACUUUCUCUAGACGUUAAUGCUGAGUGGUUCCAGAAGACCCCACACCCUCAUUGUGAAAGUGGGGUCUACUCGUUGGUGGAGAUGGACGGUCGGCUUUGCUUUGCGAAUCAUAUUGUAUCUGGUGGUAUCACACAGAGUUUGGAGCUGUGGACUCUCACUGAUUUCUCCAAUAAGAAGAGACCGAUUUGGACCAGAGAGAAAAGCGUUGGGUUGUUGUGGAUUGAGUCUCCUUUGGUGUAUCCAUUGUCGAAGUUUGCCAAUGAGGUGAUGCCACUUGGGUUUGUAGAGGGUGAGAUGAUCCUGUGGUGGCCGGAGGAGCGUAGGUUGUUCUUGUUAAACUUGGAGAGUGGAGGAUUUAGGAGGAUUAAUGAAGCUCAGGAGGAGGAUUUAAUUCCUCCGGUUUACCGGUUCGACCAGGUUUUCCACCCUACUCAUGCAAACAUGGUUCCUCGUAUACACGUUAAUACACUGGUUCGCAUCCCACCUUGGUCUGGUCCUUUAAAUCUGAGUUAG
Molecule: messenger RNA, 1284 nt
Organism: Macadamia integrifolia
Lineage: Eukaryota; Viridiplantae; Streptophyta; Magnoliopsida; Proteales; Proteaceae
Product: F-box protein CPR1-like
Exons: 1
Coding region: 1-1284 (427 amino acids)
Molecular function (GO): protein binding
Source: RefSeq, a predicted model, not a curated record